Molecule: messenger RNA, 1761 nt
Organism: Phaedon cochleariae (mustard beetle)
Lineage: Eukaryota; Metazoa; Arthropoda; Insecta; Coleoptera; Chrysomelidae
Source: the annotation of a GenBank genome assembly
AUGGAUCUACAAAUCGAAAGUUUAUCGCUAGAAGAAAAAGUGAACCUUAUCUUGAAGACGGUAAUAAAAACCGAGAAUGAGGAGCUAAAAAAGAGGGUCAAUCACCUGGAGAAUCAUCUCAACAGACUUGAAAAGAUGGCAAUACAAAAGAAUGUGUUUGUAUACGGAAUUCCCUCAGAUGAACAUGAAAAUGUGGAGAAUAUCGAGAAAAAAGUUUUGGAAGUGAUACACAGGAAUUUAGAUCUCCCAUCGAUUUCAGAAUUGGACCUGGAAAUGACUCGACGAAUAGGUAGAAAAGGCGAUAUCUUAGUAACAUUCUCAUCUCUCAAAGCAAAAAGCAAAGUUAUGCAAAAAUCUAAGAAUCUCAUGAAUACACCUUUUGCAAUAAGCCACCACUAUACCCAACAAGCAAGACAAGAAAGAAAAUUAUUGAACGGACACCUGGAAAAUGCCCUCAAAACAGGGCUGAGAGCCCAAAUUAAAAAUAAUCGGUUGGUGAUUGAUGACAAAACAUUCACCUUGGAGGAAUGUUCCACAUUGCCGGUGUUAACAGCGAAUUCAGCUGAUGAACCCGUCAGAGAAAACAUUCCAGGAAGAGUAGGAAGACCCAACACGCGCAGCAACUCGUCAGGAGAUCAUUUACUGAUGAGCCUACAUGAGCACACAUACAAACCAUAUGGGUCACCCUCAUUCAAGAAUUCUGAUGAAAUAAGGAUCGCCGUCAACUUUCAAGAUCUGAUUCUUGAUAUUUCUGAAAGUUACAUCUAUAUUGAGGGAAAAUUCACACCAAACGAUGCCACUAAAACCUGCUAUCUAUCUAAUAAUGCUCUAGCAUUCUUAUUCGAUGAAAUACGCUAUGAAAUGGGUGGCGAACAAGUAUGCAUGGUACGAAAACCAGGCAUCACUACUACCAUGAAGAGUAUGAUUUCUUAUGGAGAGAGUAAUAUGAAAUUCCUAGAGACAAUUGGAUGGGGCCUUGAUGGUGGCAAGCAGGUGCUUCUAGAUAAAGCUAGCAACGUUUUUAGCGGUAAACUACCCCUUAAAUAUCUGAUGGGGUUUGCCGAAGAUUAUUGUAGAGGUAUUUUGAAUAUCAAACAGGAGCUAAUACUCAUCAUAGCUCGCUCAUUCAAGAACUCAUAUAUUGGGGAAGUGGACGCCGAUGUGGAGAUUAACAAAAUUGAGUGGAAGAUAAGACAUGUGAUGCCAUCAGAUAAGCAGAAAUUGAAGCUAUUGACCCGUUUGAAUAAAAGUUCUACGGCAAAAGUGAAAAUUGCAUACAGGAUGUGGGAUCUGUAUGAGUUACCGACUAUUCGUGAUACAGCAUCUGACAUUUGGGCCGUUAAAACUACCAAUAGCCUCGAGCGGCCUCGAUAUAUCAUCAUUGGAUUCCAAAACACUGAUAACACUGAUAAUAGAUCUGAGGAUAUCACACAAUUCACCCAUGCAGGAGUGAGCAAUAUUCGCCUGUAUUUGAAUUCCGAAGUUUAUCCAUACGAGCGAUGGAAUUUGGAUUUCGAUAAGAAAUUAGAUGCAGUAGCCUAUUAUGCAUAUGACAACUUCCAACGUAGUUACUACGGCAAAGACAUGAGCGAACCAAUGAUGAGCAUCGAGGAAUUCCGAAAAAACCCACUAUUCAUCAUUGACUGCAACCACCAACCCGAUGCGAUGAAAUCCUCCACUGUCGACAUCAAAGUCCGACAGAGAUGCCAGCGCGUUCUCAGAGAAUCUAAGAAGAAGAAGAAGAAGCAUAGGAGAAGUUGA